GGAAUAUUGUGCGACUGCACACCAGAGAACAAUCUGCUGAAUACACACGGCCUGCAAGCUGUUGCUAUAAACACUCGCUAUUGUCAGUGAGGAGAUGUUUCACAGUCGUCAAUAAGAUCCGAAACUAUCGGCCCAGAAGUAUCGAAUCUUGUUUCGCGGUGUAUUUCCAAGCGCUGAGACCCGUGUUUAAUAGAUGCCGAGACGAGUCACCGAUAACUCAAUGUGGGGGGGCACGAAUGCUGUCAGACUCGACCGCAAGAGUGACCGUGUGCAUCUAUGAUGGACUGAUAGGUACCUAUGUAGAUAGAGGGUUAAGUGUCGUGAAGAGGAACCUUGGUGCUUGUCUUGUACGUUACGUGCAGCGGUGUCGAGAUUGUUAAGGAUGAUAUCCACGCCUGGCCCAAUACACCUGCCAAACCUUCAAAACGACCGAGGAGGGAAGCGCAGCUCUUUAUACUUGACCACUAAUCCUGUAAGUGCCCCUCAGCUCAGCCUCGCCGAUGAUCAUUUAAGGCUGAUGAUGUCAAAGUACCUUCAAGCACCAUGAUUUUCCCGCACGAUAGCUCGGGAGGAUCAUUAAACCCCGCGAUAAUUGGUCGACCAUUAUAGAAAGUUUUAUGGUUAAAUUCAAUAUUUCCGAUUCGGCGAGCAAUAUCGAAUUGGUGUUGAAUUAAUAUUGAAUUAAUAUUGGAUAAAUCAAUGGAUAUGUUUCAAACCCCAACCAAACUAGUAGAUAGCACGAUUACAACCGACCUUCGUAAUCACGUUACAGGCAAAACCCUCACGUUUCCAUAAAUAUCCUUAAAUAAAAAAACAUUCCGAUCCACUAGAAAACUUUGCGUGUGAAGGGAUAUAUGAGGAAGUCGAGGUUCCUGAGCUUUGGUUGGUUACUGGAAGCGCCUACCAAUGUUGCACCGCCAAUCAUCGUAGCUGUCACAGUACAUGUUGGCGCUAACAAGGUUUCUUCCCCGCGUACGAAACAAUCGGAUGAAUCGAAUUCGUCGAAUUAUAGUGGUAAGGCAAGCCGAAAUCUAUUUCCAGAUAACGAGCACGGCCGCAGAAUGUGAUUGUCUCUGGGAUCAUUAUUUUGGGCUGCAUACAUCGGGGAUUUAUGGUGUUGUUGAAAAUUGAUUGUUGAUGUAUAUAGUUGCAGUAUCGUGCUCUUUUCUCAUGGAUUGUAACAUUUGUGCUCCUGGUGAAUUGUAUAAAAAUUCGAAUUUGUAGUAUUGCGAAGUUGUUCCCCGUCAUGUCAGAUAAACCAGUCAGUAUGGGUCUACAACUAUUUCCACCUCCACCAUCAAAAAAGAAACCUUGGAGAAGUAACAGCGAUGAACGCAAUAUUUCCACAUCCGUGCCCGAUCCUGAUCCAGCCAAUCGAUCGCAAUCACUCGACAUGUUCGUCGAUGGACGCCAGUCGCCAUUUGGUAGUCGCCAAACUCCACAAGAUAGCAGAGCAUCACCCAUGAAUGUGCCCCCUCCAGCCGUGCUGGCAUCGGGCCGUUCGAGGUCUCACACUUCUUUUUCGGAAGCACCUACGCUUGUGAGAAGCAACAGUAAUUCAUCCAAAUCUAGUCAGCACCAUCACCGAGAAGAGCCAGUAAUGAGAUCCAUUUUUCCAAGGUAUAACCCCGAAGUCCCAUUAGAAUACCAGCAGUACUAUCCGACACAGCAAAGUCCACGGCACAUUCCACAAACCGCAAUAAGUAGACAGCCAUACUCUCCAGGGAUCAACGAGGUGAGCCCUGGUAUGGGCAGUCCAAUGUCGUUAGGCCCACAAUCUCCGGGAUUGGUUGGACGAGGACUCCAAGACGAGACAUGGCCAGAACCAUCGAGCUCCGCCGAUUUGAAAGAGUUAUGGAAAGUGAGCAAUGGAUGGAAAGCAUCAGCAUCUGAAGGUCAAAAGUUCAUCAUGAAAAUGAACAGUGCGGUAGAAGAGCCUAUACACACUCUUUCCUCCGCUACCCAGCCUUUUUACACACUACGUCUUGAUCCCACUUCAACUUCAGCCCAGGUAACGAUGACAAGACAAAACCCAGCCAAGCCACCGAAAAAAUCACAAUCCCCGAGAACUGGUGUAUUUCCAAAGGGCGAUUCUCAAAUGGAAGUGUUGAUCACAACCCUUGAGGAACAUUCGCGGCGAUUGCCCCCAAACGAUGGUCUCGUAGCUCUUCUCUACCCCCAUGCAGCCUCAAGUAUGGCUGUCGAUUUGGCUGGACGUUCAAAUGUGGCAGACAGUGCUUUAGUGUUGGCAGCAGCCGAGCGCGAAUGCGGUCGAUUAUUGUGGGACGAUGAUGCAAAGAAAUUUUAUCUCAGGCAUCCUGCAGUCAACACUCCAUUUCUCAUAUCGAUAAACUCAUCGCCGGCCUGGUCCAGAGUCGAAUACACGCUCGAGCAUCCAGAACUACCACACAACCUUGUGCGUUUGGUGAGAGAUGGUAGCGGAACAGGAUUUCUAGAAAUCGAUACAGGGGUAGCGGCUAGAAUAGACGCGUUUUAUAUCGUGGAUGUAGCAAUUGCCGCUAUUAUGCUGGCUGCAAUGGAUGAGGAAAAGAGGAUGCAUAUUGAGAGGUUUGAGGCACCUCCGGCCGCACCAGUACAACCUGAUACACCAAGAUCAAAAAGGAAAUCCUUCUUGCGAGGGGAUCAGAUGGAACUGGACAUAGAAAGUCAAAAGAGUCCAAAUUUCAAGAUGGUCCCAACCAAGGAAAAGGACAAAAACAAAGAAAAGGUGCCAGGGUUUUGUGGAUUGCUCUGGAUGACGGUGAAGGCCAUUGCUUGGAUCAUGAAGAUGACAGUGAAAGCAAUAGCAGCUAUUGUAAUAGGGCUCAGCAAAUGUUUGACCAAGAAGAAAUGAUAGCGUUGGACAAAAGGGUACACAUGGCGUUUUUGGCAUUUGAUCACGACUCGGUAAUGAUUUGGGCUCGGUUA
Messenger RNA from Botrytis cinerea B05.10, 2928 nucleotides. RefSeq lists its product as hypothetical. Bases 1247 to 2854 code for a protein of 535 amino acids. The transcript has a single exon. NCBI's taxonomy places the organism in Eukaryota, Fungi, Ascomycota, Leotiomycetes, Helotiales, Sclerotiniaceae. The record is from RefSeq and is a predicted model, not a curated record.